CAUUUAUGUCAAUUGCUUGAUUUUACGUACAACCGUUUUCUCCAAGACAGAAUAGAAAGUGAAUGUCGACGAACCCUUCGAGCCGAACACGUGCUGUGUAUGGUACUUCUUUAGUAGAUACCUUAGAUACCUCUAAAAGCAAACGCAUACCUACGAGAAGAGAUUCAACUGCGCCUCUUGUUCACACACCACCGAUCCCGUUAGGACAAGGUGAAGAUCCACUUGAUGCUGGAAUAGCUAGACCUUCAUACCGUAAUGACGCAGUUGGCGUAUCCGGUUCCUAUGCACGUCAUCACGGAGGUCCUUUACGUACCGCUUUACGGCGUAGAAGAAAUAGUGAAAGUUCCUCUUCCAACGAAUCAGAGGAAGAAGAAGAGGAGACUAAUGUUGAACUUAACACCAGUGACGAAGAGCAAAGCGACUUUGAAUCUGAGGAAGAUGAAAGUGACGAUAGUGACUCUCAAAGUAGCGAUAAUGAUGAUAUUACAAUUAACAACCAUUUAACAAGUACCACUGAUGAUAUUAGAAUUAGUGGAUUAAAUGAAAUCCCUCAUGAUACAAAAGACCAACAAAUCUUAAUAUUGGAAGAAGAGGAUGUCCAAAUACAUAUUCAAGGAUACAAGUACAUUAGUACAAAUUUGUUUUUGUAUAGAUUAUUUUCAGUUAUAUCCUUUGGUUUAGUGUGGUUGAUCUGCAGAUGGGUACCACGCUGGUAUAUAUCUUGGGUUGGUGAAAAAGUUCCAUUGAAAAAUGCUGAAUGGCUUGUAUUUACGAGUCCAUACAAUGAAAUUGAAAUUAUUAGACCUUUUCGUGAAUUGUAUGGUGGAACACUCGGUAGCAUUUUUUCCUACGAUCAAGUCAAGCAAGAAAUACUUCAAUAUAGCAUCAACAACAUUGACGAAGCCCGGAAUAUACUUGAUAUGGAUCAAAAAGUUAAUCAGUUAAUGCUACUGGAAUAUCGAUAUAUCCGUCUGGCAUUCCAUCCUAUAUUACACAAGUUUCUUAUUGUCGGCUUCUGGAAGGAUCAAUCAUGGAAUAGUUCCAAGAACUUCAAGUUAGGAUUGUCCUCUGAAAAAUAUCUCUCUCGAUUAGCCGUAUUUGGCCCCAAUUUGAUUAAUAUUCGUGAAAAACCAACGUCGAAAUUACUCACAGAUGAAGUUUUGAAUCCAUUUUAUGUGUUCCAAAUUGGUAGUAUUUUGCUUUGGUGUAUGGAUGAUUAUUAUUACUAUGCGUUCUGUAUCUUUAUUAUCAGUGCCUUUAGCAUUAUUUCAACAUUAAUCGAAACAAAAGAGACAAUGAAAAGAAUGAAAGACAUGUCAUUUUUUGAAUGUUCAGUGAGAGUGUUUCGUAACGGAUCAUGGCGAAACGUUAGUUCAGUUGAAUUAGUUCCUGGUGAUCUAAUUGAUAUUGCCAAUGUGCACACGGUUCCGUGUGAUGCUAUGCUUGUAUCAGGAGACUGCAUAUUGAACGAAUCUAUGCUGACAGGAGAGUCUGUUCCUGUAUCCAAGGCACCUAUUAAUGAUUUAACACUUCGCAAAAUGAACUUAUCAUCGUCAGGUAUACCAGCAGAGAUUUCCAAGCACUUUCUAUUCAUGGGUACCAAAAUGGUUCGAGUAAGAGGAGGAGAUAAUGUCUCGGCAGCCACUGCCAUUGUUGUUCGAACAGGUUUUAGCUCUGCUAAGGGUGCACUUGUUAGAAGUAUGUUGUUUCCCAAACCAAAUAGUUUUAAAUUCUAUAGAGACUCGUUCAGGUUCAUUGGUGUGCUAUCUGUCAUAGCAUUCGUUGGUUUCUUAAUAUCGUCAGUCAAUUUUAUUCGACUUGGAAUUGAUACCACAACCAUGAUACUUCGUGCCCUAGAUUUGAUUACUAUCGUCGUACCACCUGCAUUACCAGCAACCCUGUCAAUUGGCACAAGUUUUGCAAUCAGUCGAUUGAAAAAGUUGGGUAUAUUUUGUAUUUCACCACCACGAGUUAAUAUUGGAGGUAAAAUCGAUUGCAUGUGCUUUGACAAAACAGGCACCCUGACAGAAGAUGGUUUGGAUAUACAUGGUAUCCGUGCAGUGAUGACAACAGAGGACGGGAGAAAAUUAUUCGACCACGAAUGUAAAUCCGUUGCCAAUGUCGAUCCAUACAAUGAUGACAACCAAUCCACUCAAGCUCGGAUAUUGCGAACAAUGACUACAUGCCACUCCUUGAAAAUCGUGAGUGGAGAAUUAUUAGGUGAUCCUCUCGACCUUAAAAUGUUUGAGUUUACACGUUGGGAAUUGGAGGAGAGUGGGGGAGCGUCUUCGAAUGGCUUGAAGCCUAGAAGUGAAUUGGCUGCAUUGCAAGCUAAAAAGAGUGCCAAGGUUGGUAUUAUGCCUACUGUGGUAAGACCACCUGGAGUUCGACAGGACAUCAAUCUGCAAGAACAGCACCCGAUGAAAACGUCUGGAGCGCCACCUAUCGAAUUUGGAAUCAUUCACACAUUUGAAUUCGUGUCAUCCCUUAGAAGAAUGAGUGUAAUUGUUCGAAAAUUGGCUAGUCCGACAAUGGAAGUGUUUGUUAAAGGCGCGCCUGAGGUGAUGAAAGACAUAUGUACACCUGAAUCAAUGCCCGAGGAUUAUCAAGAAAGAUUAUACAAGUAUACACAUCGUGGAUAUCGUGUUAUUGCAUGUGCUUCUAGACAACUCGCAGGAGUCAAAUGGCAUAAACUUCACAAGUUGAAAAGAAAUGAAGUCGAGACGGGAUUGACAUUUUUGGGAUUUAUUGUUUUUGAAAACAAAUUAAAGCCUCGAACUGUAUCUGCAAUCACUACAUUACGUAAUGCAAACAUUAGACAAAUCAUGUGUACCGGCGAUAAUGUGCUUACAGCUGUUAGCGUGGCUAGAGAAUGUGGGUUGAUCGAUCAAUCGGCUGAAAUUUAUAUACCAAGAUUUCUGAAAGGGUCUUCUACAGAUCCUGAUUCUGAGUUAUGUUGGGAAAGUGUUAUGCAGGAAGGCGAUGAAUUAUCUACUGAUACAUUACAGCCCCGUAGUAUAAUAAACAAUAAUGGUAACUAUGCACCUUAUGGUCUUCAAGAAUAUCACCUUGCUAUAACAGGAGAAGCAUUCCGCUGGAUGGUGGAUCACGCCCCCAUCGAAUCACUUCGACGUAUGCUCGUCAAAGGUGCCAUCUACGCCCGAAUGUCGCCUGAUGAAAAGCAAGAACUUGUGGUCGAACUUCAAGGUAUUGGUUACUGUGUCGGAUUUUGUGGUGAUGGUGCAAAUGAUUGUGGUGCAUUGAAAGCAGGAGAUAUUGGUAUUUCUCUUUCUGAGGCAGAGGCUUCUGUUGCUGCUCCAUUCACAAGUAAUACAAUGGAUAUUGAAUGUGUAAUUGAUGUGAUAAAGGAGGGUAGAGCUGCGUUAGUGACAAGUUUUAGUUGCUUUAAAUACAUGGCACUUUACAGUCUAAUCCAAUUUACUUCUGUCACCUUAUUGUAUGCAUUUGGCAGUAACUUGGGGGAUUUCCAAUUCUUAUAUAUCGAUUUAUUCUUGAUCUUACCCAUCGCCGUAUACAUGGGGCAUACUGAGGCUUGGCCACAGUUAUAUAGAAAGAGACCUACAGCAAGCUUGGUGUCUAAAAAAGUGUUGACAUCUCUGAUUGGACAGAUUAUAAUCAAUUCAAGCUUUCAAUUAAUUUCUUAUUGGGCUGUGCAUCAACAAUCAUGGUACAAAGCACCUACCUUUGAUCCAGAUGGAGAAAAUAUCAUGUGUCUAGAAAACACUGUACUGUUUCUCAUUUCUAGUUACCAGUACAUGCUUAUUGCUGUGGUGUUUAGUGUAGGACCUCCUUACCGUAAACCAUUAUGGACAAACGGCCGACUUGUUUUGACACUUUCUAUGUUGAUUGGGCUCACGACAUGGUGUGUUUUAGCGCCGCCACAAUUUGUAUCUGAGCUUUUGGAAUUGGAGAACUUACCAAUGGGCUUCAGAUGGUUUAUACUGAUGUUAGCGGCCAUGAAUUUGGCGGUUAGUUUAUUGUGUGAAAAGUAUGUGUUUAAUCACGUUUCGGAUAUGAUUUCUGUCAUUUUGAAUAAGUACAGAUCCAGAAAAGGCAAUUACAAUUUAGUUAGCGAUUCAAGUAAAUUACACGGAAAAACAUAUAGAAGAGUAAUGGACGAAAUGGGUAUUUCAUAAACAAUAAUAAUAAAAAUUAUACAUAUUUGUGUACAAAGGGGUUGAAAUAAUAAAAAAAAAAAAAAAGGUGACGCAAAUGAGGAGUAGAAAAAUAACGCGAAAAAAAAGCUUAAAUAGAGA
Molecule: messenger RNA, 4277 nt
Organism: Mucor mucedo
Lineage: Eukaryota; Fungi; Mucoromycota; Mucoromycetes; Mucorales; Mucoraceae
Exons: 14
Coding region: 63-4157 (1364 amino acids)
Biological process (GO): intracellular calcium ion homeostasis
Cellular component (GO): membrane
Molecular function (GO): P-type ion transporter activity; ATPase-coupled monoatomic cation transmembrane transporter activity; ATP hydrolysis activity
Source: RefSeq, a predicted model, not a curated record